AUGUAUUUAGUACGAAAACUAAUUAUAUUUUGUUAUUUAAUAAAUUCCUUUGGAGCAAACAAUGUCCAAGAAUUUGUCAAAUAUGUAACAAACGAGUUUAAACAAAUAAAAAUAUAUCAAGUUUCUAAGAAUAAUGAACAAUUAUUUUCUACGUGUGAUGCUCAAUUUCGAUAUUAUGGGCAUUUUGAUUUUGUUAUCGUUGGAGCAGGUUCUGCAGGAGCAGUAUUAUCAAAUAGAUUAUCCGAAAUAAAAGAAUGGAAAAUUUUGUUGCUUGAAGCUGGCGGAGACUUAACCAAAUUCAGCGACGUGCCUGCAUUCAGCGAUUACUUACAACAAACAGACAUGAACUGGGGUUAUUUGACAUCGUCGCAGAAAACAUGUUGCCAAGGAAUGGAAAACAAUCAAUGUGUAUAUCCGCAAGGAAAGGUUAUAGGAGGAUCAAGUACCUUAAAUUCAGCAAUUUACUCUAGGGGCUCCCCUGACGAUUAUGCUGAAUGGGUAAACCAAGGUAACCCAGGAUGGUCAUUUGAGGAAGUUUUACCAUAUUUUAAAAAAUCUGAGUUUGUAGCUUUAAAAAAUUAUGAUAGGCCUUAUCAUGGAACAUCUGGUGUAUUGUACGUUAACCAAACAUCCCCACCAUCUGUAAUAGCUGAAGCAUUUUUAAACGCUAACUUAGAAAAAGGUCUAAGCGAAGUCGAUUACAAUGGAAAAAAACAGUUAGGUGUAUCGAGAAUACAAUUUAACAUCAAAAAUAAUUUGCACCAAAACAGUGCGCAUGCUUUCCUAAAUCCUAUAAGAAGUACAAGGAAAAAUUUUAAGCUAAUACUUAAUGCAGCUGUUAAUCAACUAUUAAUUAAUAAAAACAAAGUUAAAGGUGUAACAUUCGUUAAAGAUGGAGUUUUAUAUAAAGCUACAGCUAGCAAGGAAGUGAUAUUAUCUGCCGGUUCAAUUAAUACUCCACAGCUUCUCUUGCUUUCGGGAAUAGGUCCUGCUAAUGAAUUGAAAAAAUUAAGAAUCCCGGUUUUGAAUAAUUUGCCAGCUGUUGGAAAACAUUUACAAGACCACCCAAUUUUCGUCAAUAUGUAUUUUCGAACCAACGUUACAGCUCCUAAUCACACCCUCCAGGAUAACUUAGAAAGAUACAGCCAAGGAAUGACGCCUUUAACAAACGGUGCCGGAUUGGAACAUCUUGCUUUUCUUAAUUUCAAAAAUGAGACAAAUCACAAAGCUGAAAUAGAACUGAUCACUUUUGCCCCACCGUUUAGUGUACCUGAAGAUUUAAAAGCAGCUCAAAAUUUUAAAAAACGUUUUAGGAAAAUAUAUGAAAAGUACAACACGAUGACAGAUAUCAGCAUAAUUAUAUCUUUAAUGAAACCGAAAUCAGAAGGAGCAGUCACGUUAAGGACGAAUAGCAUUUUAGAUUUUCCUUCUAUCAACAUCAAUUAUUUCUCAGAUCUCAAUAAUGAAGAUAUAGAAACGAUGUAUCAAGGAAUAAAGUACGCUUUAAGUUUGGAGCAAACUGCUGCUUUUAAAAAGAUCGGUGCGCAUUACAUUGGAGAGCAACCAGGAUGUGAAAAUCUGAAAUCCAAUGACAGAGAAUAUUGGUACUGCGCUCUAAGACAUAUGACUUCAACAGAGUACCACCCAUCCAGUACAACAAAGAUGGGUCCAACACCAACUGAUUCUGUGGUAGAUAGAAACGGUUUGGUGUAUAAUAUGAGAAAUUUGAGAGUUGUUGGUGCUAGUAUUGUUCCUACGAUUACCAGAGGGCAUCUUUUUGCCACUGUAUGCAUGAUAGCUGAAAAAAUAUCAGAUGUGAUCAAAAAAACUCAUCAUAAGAUGUAGUUAAAUUAAAUAUAUCUUAAUUUUA
Psylliodes chrysocephalus is the source of this 1870-nucleotide messenger RNA. Lineage: Eukaryota; Metazoa; Arthropoda; Insecta; Coleoptera; Chrysomelidae. The record is from the annotation of a GenBank genome assembly.